Molecule: messenger RNA, 751 nt
Organism: Calypte anna (Anna's hummingbird)
Lineage: Eukaryota; Metazoa; Chordata; Aves; Apodiformes; Trochilidae
Gene: PNOC
Product: prepronociceptin
Exons: 3
Coding region: 89-703 (204 amino acids)
Biological process (GO): sensory perception; chemical synaptic transmission; neuropeptide signaling pathway
Cellular component (GO): neuronal cell body; dendrite; axon terminus
Molecular function (GO): opioid receptor binding
Source: RefSeq, a predicted model, not a curated record
ACCCAACAAUCAUUCAUCCUGGGACCUCUUCCAGGCUCCUUCGCCCCACGAGGAACUUUUGGCAGAAGGGAACCCAGGGAGGGCCACCAUGAGGGCCGUGCUCUGGGACCUGCUGCUGCUCUGCCUCUUUGCCAGGGCCCGGGGGGACUGCCGGGGGGACUGCCUGCACUGUGACCGCCACCUCUACCGCGACACCUUCGAUGUCCUCAUCUGCAUCCUGGAAUGUGAAGGCGAAGCCGUCCCAAGGGCCACCUGGGAGCUUUGUGCCGCUGCCGCCACCGCCGGCCGGGCUGUCCCCAGGCCUCGUGACCUCCAUGGCGUCGGUGACCCCUGGCCUGGGGUGGCGGUGCCACCGCUGAACCCUCAGCAGCUGCCCGAGCUCCAGCGACGUCGGGAAAGGGAGGAAGAAGAAGAAGAAGAAGAAGAAGAGUUGGAAACGGCCCCGGGCUCCUUCCCUCGACCACCCGAGGACAUUUCCCGACGCCUCGGCGGGUUCUUCCGGGGGCCGCGCGGGUCUAGGCCCGGGGCGACGGCCCGGGGGGUGCAGAAGAGAUACGGGGGCUUCAUCGGGGUCCGAAAGUCUGCGAGGAAGUGGAACAACCAGAAGAGGUUUAGCGAGUUCCUGAAGCAGUACCUGGGCAUGUCGCCCCGUUCCAGUGAGUACGAGCUUGGCGGCGGCAUCGGCGAACACAACGAGAUCUAACGGAGAGCCCGCCAAAAAGUCAACCCUCUUAAACCCCUCUACACUGCA